Molecule: messenger RNA, 926 nt
Organism: Somion occarium
Lineage: Eukaryota; Fungi; Basidiomycota; Agaricomycetes; Polyporales; Cerrenaceae
Source: the annotation of a GenBank genome assembly
GUUUUCCCUCCGUUCAUUGAGCUUUCGCAGCUUUCGAGCAAUAUUCUUAUUCCCUCCAUUCUUUUCAAUCUGGACUCGCCUUUAAGGCUUUAUGGGCCAUAUGGCCACAAGCCGCUCCUUCUAUGAUGUUCUCGGUAUAGCGCAAGACGCCUCGCCUGACGCAGUGCGUAAAGCGUAUAAGCGUAAGAUACUGCAAACGCAUCCUGACAAAUUGCCACCCAAUGUCUCGGACUACCAACGCCAAAAGGCCGAAGCUUUAUUCAGAGAUGUUCGAACGGCAUUCGAUGUCUUAAGUGACCCGGCGAAGCGCAAGGUGUACAAUAACGGUCUCAACUAUCUACGCGGUCAAGCGUACCAUGACGAACUUCAAAACAAGCUGGCACGCGAGAGGGAAGAGUGGUCCAGGCAGGCUGCACAACGUCACGCCGAGCGCAUGCAGGCUAUGAAGAGCGACACCCGUGCUAGCCAAUACGCUCGUCAGGAGCAAGUGCGUGCCCGCAAUGAAAGCCAGCAGCGAUAUCAGGAGCGGAUGAAACAGGCGGAAGAGAAAUACAGGCAAGAAGUGCGAAUAUUGGAAGAGCAGUUGCGAGCGAGUAGGGAGGAGAUGCGACAGAGCAGACAGGCCAUGCAGCAGGUGCCACCUUCAACGACACAAACCUUCGUAGAGGCGGACGAGAUGCUGCGGGAGCUUAGGGUGUUGAAUCCCGAAUGGGAAGCACGCAGGCAGGCUGCGUUGCGGCGUCGAGCAGAGCGAAUGAAUAGCCAGGACAGUAUUUAGGAUUUAUUCGUAUUCUGAAUCCAGAAUGUGUUCCUUUGGUUUAGUUGUUGCUAUCGUUAGGCUAUCCAGAGGUUAUCGGACCUGUAUUUAUACAUACCCAUAUGUACCUUGUGCUCUCGUACGGACAAUACCAAAAGUGCGGUGUGCU